This is a messenger RNA of Selaginella moellendorffii, 1014 nucleotides long. RefSeq names its product molybdopterin biosynthesis protein CNX1. Gene Ontology annotation, biological process: molybdenum incorporation into molybdenum-molybdopterin complex; Mo-molybdopterin cofactor biosynthetic process. The transcript is spliced from 5 exons. Lineage: Eukaryota; Viridiplantae; Streptophyta; Lycopodiopsida; Selaginellales; Selaginellaceae. Bases 1 to 1014 code for a protein of 337 amino acids. Gene Ontology annotation, molecular function: molybdopterin molybdotransferase activity. The record is from RefSeq and is a predicted model, not a curated record. Gene Ontology annotation, cellular component: cytosol; cytoplasm.
AUGGCUAUGCUGUCGUGUCGUCGGAUGAUUCUGGCGAUUAUCCAGUGGUGGCGCCUGGACGCGGAGGACAUCACCAUAAAAUCUGGGACUGUUGCGUACGUCACUACUGGAGGUGACUUCCUCACGUUUCACAGUUUCUCUUAUGCGGAAAACGUCCUGUGCCUCGCGGUGCUGACACUGUUGUCCUGGAGAAUACGGUUUGAUAUUGCUAAAAGAGACAAAGUUCUAUCAGCAGUAGCGGAAAUAGCAAGCGUUGGGACUACAAAGGUUAAGGUAGAAAGCUGGAGUGUUUCUGUUUUUCCGUUGUACUUCACAGUCUUGAGUUUUCAGAUUCGGGAUUCAAACAGACCUAUGCUUGUUACAGCUGUUCGAAGUCAUCAAUGUACUUGUAUCGAUCUUGGAAUCGCUAGAGAUAUUGAAACAGGGAUAGAAGCAAAACUUGACAUUCCUCAGGGGAAGCCACUGACGUUUGCAACACUUGCAGCCCCAGGAAGCAACAAGAAAAUGCUUGUUUUCGGCUUGCCUAGGAACCCUGUCAGUGGCAUGGUGACUUUUGAUCUUAUUACACUUUCCCUUGCAAAGAGCACAGGACGACAGGCUAGUGGUUGCCUCUUGGUAUGUGCAAACACGUUGCUCGAGCUUCCGAAAGGGCCUGGAGUCCUAACCGCUGGCUCUCUUGUUUCUAACAGGGAUAUCACGAGCAAAUCAAAACCAGUGAAAACUCCGGACCCGACCAAGCCAGGCAUAAAAAAAAGCAUCCUAAUCGUGAGUGACACGGAAGGUAAAAGCUGGACGCUCUUUUUCUGGACCAUUGUUUUGUUUCUAUCCAGCGGACAGAGAAUAGAUCAAAGCGGUAACAGGAGGAUAGAAUCUACCUUGGGGCUUUCAAGCAGCAUUACGGUGGCUAGACCUUUUGCCUGGUGGCCUCCGGGUGUACAGCCAGUUCCUCCUGUUAGAGUAUUCGUUUUGUUUAGAACUCGAAGCAUAUAUUAUGACGCACUCACCGGUGGUUAG